Insectozyma verbasci is the source of this 2250-nucleotide messenger RNA. Lineage: Eukaryota; Fungi; Ascomycota; Pichiomycetes; Serinales; Debaryomycetaceae. The record is from the annotation of a GenBank genome assembly.
AUGGAUUUCAUUGAUUUCGAUACAUUUACAAAAGAUAAUUCUACUGACAAUGACUGGAAUUUACCACAGCCACAACCUGCAUUAUCAUUACCUAUAACAAACAUUGAAAAUCUAAGUAAAAAAUUGUCACAAUUUAAAUUGACUAAAAAUUUAAUUAUACCAAAUGAUUCAACUACAACAAUCACAGUCAAUAAUGAUGAAGAUGAAUUGAUGAAAAAAUAUGCAAAAUUAUCAAUUAAUCUAAUACUGGAUGAGAAAAAACAGGAACAAGACCCAGAAAAUGGAAAUGAAAAAUCGUCUUCAAAUUCUACUUUAUCAACUAGAUUAUCUCGAGUCUUAAAUGAUUCGUUGAAUGAUAAUGAUCAACGUGAAAUAUUUAGUUAUAUAGAAAACAAUCUAGAGGAGAAUGAGUUGAAUGUUCAAGACUUAUUAGAUACAGGAUUUGUUGGAUCAGUUUCAAGAUCAAAUUUCAAGAAUAGAAUAGAGUCAAACUUGAUCAAAAAUCAUUCCAAGAUUUUAAAAGAAUAUCAGCCAGUUAUAAAACAAUUAAAAAGUACAGAGGGGAAAUUGAAUAAAUUUAAUGAACUCAAUUCGUCAACUGAAAGUAUAAUUGAUUCACAUUGUCAAAAUUCAAAUAAAUUUAAUGCAAGAAUCAAUGAGUUAAAUAAACAACAGAAAUUAGUAUUGCUAAAAAAACAAUUACUUCAAAGUUUCAAUGCCAAGUUUACUUUAACGGAGUAUGAAGAAUUUGUAUUAACUCAAUCAGGAGAAAUGAAUGAUGAAUUUUUCAAAGUACUAUCAAAAUUGCAAAAAUUAAACGAAAACUGUUAUAUAUUAUUAUCUUUAGACAAUUGUAAACUUGGAAAUGAUAUAUUAAACAAAUCAAAUCAGUUACUUAAUUCUUCAAAUGACAAGAUUAUCAAAUUCUGUAAUAAGUCACUAGGUAAUUUGUAUUCAUUAAAUUUAAAAUCAAAGUUGGUGACAUUACAGAAAUGUUUAAGAUACCUUCAGAACAAAUACAACUACUUUCAAAACAUGAUCGAUAACUUCAUAAAUUCUAGAUCUAAAUUUAUAAAUGAUGAAUUUUUAAAUUAUUGUGAGUCAAAUUUGGAAAUUGUUCAACAGGAGUCAAUUAGAUUUAUUGGUGAUUUAUUAGCGUAUGUACAUUCACUAAUAGUCAAUGAAUCAGAGACAAUAAUUGCAAUAUUCAACAUUAAUGAGAAUGAAAAUGAUCCAAUAAUACAGGAUAUUAUAAAUAAAAUAUUGAUGAAUUUACAAAAACCUAUAAAAUUGAAGAUUGAUCAUUUAAUCUACAGUGAAACUAAAGUACUUACCAUUUUUCAAAUAUUUAACUUAUUAGAUCUUUACGUCAUAAUGUUCAAGAAAAUAAAAGGAAAUAAUUUAAUUGAAGUUUUACAUUCCUUAAUUUCAAAUUGUCAAGAUCGUAUAUUUUCAAUAAUUUCAAAUAAAUUAUCAAUUAUAAAACAAAGUAAUCUGGCUAGAUUAGAAUUGGAUACUGAUUUACAACCACCAAAUUGGAUAAUUGAGUUUUAUUCAGAUAUAUUAAACUUAUUAGAUCAAAUAAAGACAAAAACUAUACUCAAUCUUACUACAGACAGCCAUGAGAAAUUCUUAGACUUGAUUAUUAACUCACCAGUUGAAAUCUUCAACUCACAUGUGGAAUUAAAUAAAGCAUUUAAUAAGAAGGACAACCUAAUCAUAAAAUUCAACUUUUUAGAUUUGAUCCAAUCUAAAGUCAUCCCAAUUUCACUACUUUCUGAUAAGGUAAUUGAGAUUAAUUCACAGAUAAAUGACAUAACUGAGAAAUUGACAACACUUGAGUAUGUAAACUUAUUGAAAUCACUACAUUUGGAGAAUAUUUAUAAUGUGAGCAAUAUGAUAUGUCCAUUUAGUGAUGAGUUCUUCGAUACUUCAAUUUAUGAACCAAUAAAAGAAAACAAAUUAUAUAAUUUAGAGAGUAUGAAACAGAUUGAUGAAAAGAUACAAGAGAUUCUUCCAAAUUCAAUUAUUGAAAUUCAACAAUCUUUAUUGAAGGUUAAUUCUCCUAUGAUUGUAAAUGAUACAAUUAAUCAAGUGUUUAUCAAUUUUAUCAAAUUCAUAAAGAAACUCAAUUUGAUAAAUAAAGAAAUAUUGGAUUUUGAAUUCACAUGGUCUGAUUACGAGAUGGCUACAAUGUUAGGAAUUGAAGAAGUUUAUGAUAAAGAAAUCGCAUCAUUACCAGAUACUUAG